This is a messenger RNA of Oryza brachyantha (malo sina), 1440 nucleotides long. Its product is annotated as calcium sensing receptor, chloroplastic. The transcript has 6 exons. Gene Ontology annotation, biological process: regulation of stomatal closure; de-etiolation; cellular response to calcium ion. Lineage: Eukaryota; Viridiplantae; Streptophyta; Magnoliopsida; Poales; Poaceae. The record is from RefSeq and is a predicted model, not a curated record. The coding region runs from base 65 to 1210 and encodes 381 amino acids.
GCGGCCGCGCGCGUGUGGCCCAGAAGAACAGUGCGGUGAGUGGAGUGUACGGCGAGGCGGAGCCAUGGCGCCCCUUCCGGUGUCGUCCAUCCUCGCGCCGUCGCCGCCGCCGCCGGCCGCGAAGGUCUCCCCGCGCCGCACUCCAGCGAGCGCUGCGCCUGUCGCCGCCGCCGUUUCGGCGGCAUUGCUCGCGGUGACUCCCGCCGCGCGCGCCGCAGCGUUCUCCAAGGAGGACGUCGCCGGCUCGGUGACCAAGGUGGUGGAUACGGUGGACCAGGUCAUCGGCGUCGGCGGCAAGGUCGCCGAGCAGUCCGCUGGCGUGCUCAAGACGCUGGGCGAGGCCGCGAAACCGGCUCUGCCCGUGCUGAAGAGAGCCGGCGAGCAGGCGCUGAAGCUCGCCUCGCCGGUUGUGUCCGGCGCCUCCAAGCAAGCCACGGAGGCGCUCCAGGGCGCCGGCGUCGACCCCGCCCCCGUUCUUUCCGCCGCUAAGACCGCGGCGCAGCAGGGUACGAAGGUCAUCGACGCCGCGAAGCCCAUCGCCUCGGCGACCGUGGAGACCAUCGUGUCGUGGGGCUCGGCGGACUACGUCGUGGCCGCCGGAGCGGCGUUCCUUGCGUACCUGCUCCUGCCGCCGGCCUGGUCCCUGCUUUCCUUCACCCUCCGCGGUUACAAAGGCGACCUGACCGCUGCACAAGCUCUGGACAUGGUCACCUCGCAAGAUUACGUGCUGAUCGAUGUGAGGACGGAGAAGGACAAGGCCAAGGCCGGCGUGCCACAGCUCCCCUCGAACGCAAAGAACAAGCUCAUAUCUAUUCCGCUGGAAGAGCUUCCGAGCAAGACGAAGAGCAUGGUGCGCAACGCGAAACAAGCCGAGGCAGAGAUCGCGGCGCUGAAGAUCUCCUACCUCAAGAGGAUCGGCAAGGGCUCCAACGUCAUCAUCAUGGACUCGUACAGCGACAGCUCGAAGAUCGUGGCGCGGACGCUCAACGGCGUUGGGUUCAAGAACUGCUGGGUGAUGGCCGGCGGCUUCUCCGGGCGGAAAGGGUGGGCGCAGAGCCGGCUCGGGACGGACUCGUACAACCUCUCGGUCGUCGAGGUCGUGACGCCGUCGCGGGUGAUUCCUGCAGCCGCUGAUCGGUUUGUGACUGCUUCGUCGACUUCGCGGGCAACCACGAGUCGUAAGCUUCUUCCCGGCAGCGUGGACGGGUGAAACAGAAGCAGGAACGAUCACUGUAAAUUCCGUAUUCGUCUCAAAUUCUAGUUGCAACUUUUUGGGGUUUGUUUUUCUGUCAUCAUAAUGGAAAAGGAAAAGGGUGCAUCCUUCUGUAAACAAAAGUUGCAUCUGUUAUGUUCUGUACUUUCUGUACGAUGAUCCAAAUCGGUUAGAAACCUGUGAAAAGGUGAAUAGUAGUGGGCUGGGCCCGGUAGAAGAGGCUAAAA